Molecule: messenger RNA, 2776 nt
Organism: Schistocerca serialis cubense
Lineage: Eukaryota; Metazoa; Arthropoda; Insecta; Orthoptera; Acrididae
Product: nuclear RNA export factor 1-like
Exons: 16
Coding region: 228-2270 (680 amino acids)
Biological process (GO): poly(A)+ mRNA export from nucleus
Cellular component (GO): nucleus
Molecular function (GO): RNA binding; protein binding
Source: RefSeq, a predicted model, not a curated record
GUCAAUAAAUAUUGAACGUGUUCAGGCCCCUAAACCUCCUUAGAAAUAUCACUGAACUGCCCGUCGAGCUGCCUAAGAUCUUUGUCGUAUUUGUUUUGUGUUUACACUUCAGUGUUUUGGUGAGAGUAGUAAGUGGGGGAGGGAUGCGUGACUUACGUCAGUUGCAAAACCCCACACAUACUAAUUUCAGUUUUCGGGUGGCGCGCAGUGUUUCUGAGUUUUGAGUCAUGGACUGGAGAGUCCCAUAUAAUCACGUGCCAGGAGACCCACAGUCAGCACCAUUUCCAGAGCAAGGCACAAUACGUCCCUCACGUGUGCGCAGGUCAAGAGGACGUAAAAGUCGUCAGAAGCUAAAAGCAAGAAAGUUGCAAGAACACCUACUUAAGGAGGAAAUGUAUCAAAGCCGGGUGCUUACCCAAGUCCAAGUCAUCCCAGAGCCGACUGUGGAGAGUGGGCCACUGCUAUACGAUACCACAGCCCCAGUCCAAGCAGGACAACAUGUGGUGCAGCAGCAGCAGCAGCAGGAGCUACCACCACCGAUGGUGCAGCAACCUGUGGCGCAGCCGCCCGUGGCGCAACCGCCCUUGGUGCAACAGAGCCACUACCAGUCCCUGACAACAGGUGCCGCGCCAGCCCAGGCAGUACCACAAGUGUCGGACGUGCACACAAAGGAGGGAAUUUCAGAAGAUUUCUUGGAACUGAAUAGCUCAAAUGCAGCAACGAUAGUGGCACUUAAUAGUGAUAUUCUCCUAGGAGGUUCUGCCAGCCAGUGGCAUCAAAUCACUAUCAAAACUCCUGUUCAAGGAAGCAAGAGAAAAUAUGUCCUCAUGGCCAUUAACAGAAGAAUAUCGCCGCUGAAAAUUAAUCCGUAUUUUUUUCGUAUGGAAAAUAACCGCAUAACGUUCUUUGUGAACAUGUGUAGUUUGGCAUUGAAAACACUUUGCAGGCAAGACCUUAAAGUGCCGUACAUCUCCGACAAAUUUGUGGAGAUUGAAAUGACGAUCAAACUGUUUAGUAAAAAUUUCAACCUAUCAGAAGCCCUGAAAGAAAUUAUUUCCAGAAGGCUGGACAGUCAGAAAAAGUUCUUGGAUCUCUCUUGUAUAAAUGAUAUUCCUGAGGUCCAGGAAAUGCUGUACGACCCAACUGAGAACUGGCACAUCCUGGACCAGAUGCUGAGGGUCGCAGAGGUCGCGGCACCCGGGCUCAUAGCCCUUGGGCUCGCAGGGAACGGGAUCACUUCACUGACUGCCCUGUGGGAGUUGCUGGCCCAUACCAAGUGGAAGUCUCUGCGAACUCUGGAUUUGUCGGACAAUAAGAUAAAGAGCACUGGUACAGUUUCACUACCUCGCACUUUGCAAAUCUCGGAAGUAUACUUGGAUCAUAAUCCGAUAUGUCAAAUGCAUAACAAGAGUCCCUAUAUUAGUGCCAUCAAGGCGACCUUUCCCCGUCUUGCAAAAUUGGAUGGGACUUACCUACACACCUCAGCAUGCAUACCUUACUGGAAGCCGAAUUUCAUUGUGAAUGGUGCUGGUGAUCUGGGUGAAUUUGCUGACCAGUUCAUCGAGCACUUUUUCACACUCUAUGAUGACAGUGAUCGAAUGAAACUCCGUGGAUUGUACCACAAGAAUGCUUACUUCUCAUUGAGCUGUUUGUGUUUGGAUGCACAAAUGACAACUCCAAAUGCAAGAUUGUCUGCUUACUUGGGUGAGUCCCGAAAUCUGUUACGUUGCUCCAACAUGAAGAACGUGAGGACUGCACUAACGCAAGGCUCAGAGGAGAUCCUCGAAAGAUUAUCAAACCUACCCAAUACACAGCAUGAUCCCUGCACCUUCGCUGUGGAUCUUACAGUGCACACGCCAAAGUUCACCAUACUGACAGUAACAGGUGUGUUCCGUGACAUGACCAAGGAGAAAAGUUCUCACAGACAUUUCUCACGCACUUUUGUCCUUAAGGGUCAAGAAAAUGAAGAAUAUCAAAUUACUAAUGAUAUCUUGUAUAUCUCAAAUGCAAGUACACGAGAGGCAGAGGAGGCAUUCAGGUUUGUAAGACCAUCUAGAAAAAUAAAGAAAAACCGAUUGAUGCCUAAUUUGUCAGAAUGUGAGAAGGAGUCCAUGGCCGAAAUGGUUCAGCAACUGACUAGUAUGUCAGCUCCAUGGUCACGAAAAUGCCUGGAGGAUACUGAUUGGGAUUUGAAGGAAGCCCUCGAAAUUUUUGUGGAACUUUAUGAGACGAGCAAAAUUCCAAAAUCGGCAUUCGUCAACUCAAUAUAAGACAGUAAAGUUACUCAGCUCUACAAAAACAAUCAAGUGCUAUGUGCAUGUGUUGUUGACUAUACAACGAAAGCAAGUACAUGUGAAAAAACAUUGUUGUGACUGUGAGUGUGUGUGUAUUUCGAGGUAUGCAGAAGUUUGGGUGUUGGGUGGCAGUUAUGUGUGGCAUACACACUCUAAAUACAACCAUUCCAGUGUGGGUUAUACACUAAGCUGUCUGUAUGCUUGUAAUUUUCAGUAAUGGGUAAAUUAGGAGGAAAAGGUGGACACUUGGUCUGUAAAGGUGAGUCCUUAAGCUACAACUAUUUAGGAAAACGUAAUUUCACAAUUCUGGUAUAUAAUGUGGAUGUGGCAAGUGUUAGUGUGAACAUUGAUUGGUUUUUUUACUCACAUUCAUAGUAUAUGAAUGUGUGUGUAACAUAUUCCAGUGCUCUCAUCUCAAGUUCGUAAGAAUAUAUUUGGGAAAUCCUUUAAAAAAAAACUUGAUUUCCCAGUUUUUUGAGUUA